Candidula unifasciata is the source of this 918-nucleotide messenger RNA. The record is from the annotation of a GenBank genome assembly. Lineage: Eukaryota; Metazoa; Mollusca; Gastropoda; Stylommatophora; Geomitridae.
AUGGCGAGGCUAACCAAGCUGGUGCGCUUGAUCUGGCUAUUUUAUCUCACAGAUGCUCGGACGCCGUCUUUGAACCUGACAAAGCUCAAACUAUUGUCGCCAUGUAGCCACGGACUCAGAGACUCCAAGGACAGCCUCGUCUUUCAAGGUUCAGCCGACACCACGGGAGUAAAUGUCGGCGAGUGGUCGCACACUGUCAUCUUUGAGUUGGGCCAAACUGGUGGAGUUUUUAAAGACCACUGCACCAUUGACCUGAACCUAGCAAGCCCUGUGGGGUCAAGCUGUAUCUCCAUCUCAACCAGUCCUAGGAAAUACAACAUCACAGUCGCUGUAACUGCAAAGUCCUCCCUGAGUGGCUUCUCUGGUCGGCUUCGCUGGGAAAAGAGCAAUGGGUCUAACCACGUUAUCAGCAACGAGUUGACCAUCAGCAAAGUUUACAAACCACAAGACUUACUUUUAUCCUCACUCGUGAAACUGGAGAACACAGAAACACAACAGCUCGAGGACACUGGCGAAUGUCAAAUAGAAGCCAAACACAAAAUGCCCAACACUAUCCGACUCUGCUGCUCUAACUACACCAGCCCUUGCUGGUCAAACAUAACCGUGGAUGGACUGGUGGUCAGUUGGGGAACUCCCUGUGCCAACUACACGUUUACACAGUUAAGCAGCUCCAGUAAGAAUCUGACCUUCGCUGUGUCAUCAUGCAUGCUAAACGAGAGCGUCAGGGAAUGGGAUUGCGAGCUAUUAUGGACAGGAAAGCAGAACAGUGAUGCAUCCCCGAAAAGGAAGGAGUUUGCCAUUCUGAUCGCCGUGUCUAUCGCUGCCAUCUUGUUGACUAUCUUUGCUGUCCAUAUGGGAUUGAAACAGAUUCUAACGGACCAACGUUCAACCGAUUACGGAAAUGUGGAGCGGAGAUGA